AAUUGGUGUGGUUUCCCCCAACGUUUAGCAAGCUCGGAAAGAGGGAGUGGGGAGUGCGCCAAGUAUAUAUGUGUAUGCAGUUAUGCAGGUUUCUUUCACAUCCUCUCUAAGAUCUUUUGCAUUUGUGUAUCCCAGUCUGCUUUGCACUUUAACAGCUUCUAGAUAUGAUGAACAACCCAUCAUCUGGACCCCAGGGCAACGGUAUAUGGCCUUGCCAGAGCACUCAGCAACCAGGGGCCCCAGUGUGGCCCAGUCAACCUUACCAACCUUGCUGUCCCCAUCAGCCCAACCAGGCUAACUGGCCCGGGAUGCAGCCCACUGCACCAAACUGGCCAGCUUACCAGCCAGCACCACCCACCCAGUCAGUCUGGCCAUGUCCUGCAUCCAUGGGACCUAACCAGUUAAGCCAACCAAUCUCACCUAGCCAAACAAUGCCACCAAGUCAACCAAACCAGCCAAUGCCACCUAGCCAAGCAAUCCCACCAUCUUGGCCUUCACAGCUCCACAACCCCAUUCCCCCAUCAUGGCAUGGAAACCCUGGGCAGCCAGGAUGGCCUAAUCAGGGCCCUGGAGUUCAGCAGCAUCCAUGGCCACCUGUUCCACCCACAGGGCCUGUGUCGGUGCCUUUCAACAUGAAUUUUCCCCGAGGCAUCUAUGAUAAGCUGAUGCUUACAAUAAGAGGACAAGUGAAGCCAGAUGCAAAAAUGUUUACUGUUAAUUUCCUGCGUGGUAAUGACAUUGCCAUGCAUAUCAACUCACGCUUCGAUGAGAAGGGGAAGCAGGUCCUUGUUCGCAACCACAAGUUGGGGGAUCAGUGGGGACAAGAGGAGAGAAUUCUCCAGGCACCAUUUCCCUUUGUGGCAGGACAAAACUUUGAGAUGAAGAUCCUCUGUACAAUCAAUGAAUUCAAAGUGGCAGUCAAUAACACACCUAUAUUUGAGUUCAAGCACCGCAUCAGAGAGGUGAACCAGAUUGAUCGCAUCAACAUCCUGCAUGAUGUCAAUCUUACAUCGGUCAAUGUGGACACUCUUCCCUGAGACAUAACCGCGAUCUAUACCUUACCCAAUCAACAUUGCAUGUGUAUAAUGCUCUAGCACGCCAUCUUUAAUUCUGCUGUCCCUUAACACUGUAUUAGUUCAUUUAUGUUAGUCAAAAUAUUUCACUAUGGACACUAUCCAAGUCUUUCCAGCCACAGAAUGUUUUGCAAAAAUAAUGGAACAGAUACUUGCCAUUCCUAAUUUGAAGACUUGCUGAAGGGUUGUUAUGCAUCGCUCACAACUUUUUCCUUAAUGUGGUACACAGGGAUGUAAAGUCGUAUUUGUAUUUGAGAGAUAAUCUAUACAAUUAUUGUGUUAUUCUAUGAUCAGUAAGAAAUUACAUAAACCUGAUGUGAAAUGACUACGGUUGGUUAAUGACUAUUAAAGUCAGCAAAGAAGUA
This is a messenger RNA of Ictalurus punctatus (channel catfish), 1438 nucleotides long. RefSeq names its product galectin-3. Gene Ontology annotation, cellular component: immunological synapse; nucleus. Gene Ontology annotation, biological process: negative regulation of extrinsic apoptotic signaling pathway; positive chemotaxis; macrophage chemotaxis. The record is from RefSeq and is a predicted model, not a curated record. The transcript has 5 exons. Gene Ontology annotation, molecular function: carbohydrate binding; laminin binding; IgE binding. Bases 165 to 1037 code for a protein of 290 amino acids. Lineage: Eukaryota; Metazoa; Chordata; Actinopteri; Siluriformes; Ictaluridae.